Molecule: messenger RNA, 3957 nt
Organism: Volvox carteri f. nagariensis
Lineage: Eukaryota; Viridiplantae; Chlorophyta; Chlorophyceae; Chlamydomonadales; Volvocaceae
Exons: 17
Coding region: 1-3957 (1318 amino acids)
Biological process (GO): protein polyubiquitination; proteasome-mediated ubiquitin-dependent protein catabolic process; positive regulation of protein catabolic process
Molecular function (GO): ubiquitin-protein transferase activity
Source: RefSeq, a predicted model, not a curated record
AUGGACAUAGGAUCGCAGCACCCGGACGCCCCAGUGCUGCGCCCCGAGGUGUAUUCCGGUGAACCGGACCCUGAACUGCUGGGCCUUAUGCUGUCACGACUCCAGGGGAGACCAAUGGACUUUAUGGCAUGUGCACGAGACACGCCUCCAGGCAAGGACGGUACUUGCACAUUGUACCUGUGCCGGUGUGCAGUGGUGGAGCUGCCGUACCUGCAGCCUGCCCUCUACCCCGCCGCCGCCAAUCAGACCUCCCCCUCCGCAUCCAUGCGCUCGCCUGCCGCGUCUUCCGAACCACAACAAGCGCAACAAGAGCACCAGCAGCACCAGCUGCUGCAGGCCGCGGCCACGCCGGCGGCGAUGGCGGAGCAACAAAAUCCGGAGCCACGGGGGGGGUUGGGAGCCGCCGCCGCCGCCACCGCCGCCGCCGCCACCAGCAGCAGCAUCCGCGACCCCGUUCGGGCCGUGUGCAUUGAGCUGGUUGGCAACCGCUUCCUGCGCCGUAUGGUCAGGGUUUUAGGGGGGUGCUUCAAGGGAGAGUGCCUGGAGGUCACGUGCCAUUUCGACCACGUGCACACACUGGCGGAUGUGCAAGCAGCAUUGUAUCGGGUGGCGAUGUGCGGUUGUGUUAAUUGCAACACGGAGUUGAAGUGGAGAGGAGUUGCUUGGCCGGAACUCCCUGUCAGAGGCCUUAUCCAGAGGUUUCUAUCAAACUGUGGACUGGAUAUGGAUCCUGACGCCGUGGAGCUGCACCUGGACCGGUACCUUCUCCCACCAACAAGCAGGUUUGGAGCGGUUGUGACCCGAUGGCACCGACCUGUCGGUGCGCACGAUGUCGUGCGUCUCAAGGCCCUAGUUCACAGGCACGCACCGGGCAAGGCUCGCGCCAAGUUGGAUGCCCGCGGCCCUCCGCGGCACACCGUGCGCCAAGUCGCCGGGCGCGCUGUCGCAGCUAUGGCCACGUCAGCGGGUCCGACGCGGCUGCAAAGCAUCGUCAGCGCUGCGGCUGAGAUGAGUCUGCUGCCUUACACCUUUACCAACUGGACGGAAGCCUGGGACCACAGCCUGAUGAAGGUGGCCGUCCUGCUGUUCCGAACGCUGCUACCGGACAGGCCCAGCGCCGCCAGCUCCCUCAUGCAGGCCUGCUCCGACCUGCUUGACUUGCCCUCCGACUUCGCGCCGUGCGGCAGCCUGUACCGGGGCCUCUGCACCCUGCAGCUACACGUCAAUCUGCUGCAGGCGGCCAACGAGCUGAAGGCAGCUGGGCUCGGAGCGACGGGGGUUCCGGCACCGACCGCGACCCGGGAGGCUCGUCAGCUUGAGAGCGCCCUGGAGGCGAUGAAGCAACUGUUAGACAAGGCCGCUGUGCAUGUGGGUAUGGUUCUGGAGCAGCUGAGUUACUUCGGAAGCGAGCUCAGCAGCAUACUGGAUAGCUACCUCCCGCCGCCGGUGCCAGUGGAGCCGCUACUGCUGCCGGGGGCCCCCGGUGCUUCCGGCGGUGGGGUCAGCGGCGGCGGCGGCGGGGGCGGGGGCGGUGCGGCAGCUGCUCGGGUGUCUGGGGGGCCCUGCGGCGCUGCGGCAGCGCCCUGUGGUGGUGGUCGGGACCUGCGACUGCAGGUCGCAGAGCUGCUGGAGCCGUAUGCUGCCAUGCAGCUGUUGGAGGCUUUCGGGCGCAUGGCAGUGGCGGGUUACCCCACCGGCGCGCCUCCGCCGCUGCUCCCUACCGGCACCCUGCCGGCCGGCUGGGACUGCCACCGCAGCCUCUUCCACGCAGUCCUGGAUCUGGCCGCACAGGCAGGUGUCCGAAUUGGCCCCCCGGAGUGGGCCGCGGCUGGAAGCAGCAGCAGCGGCGGCGGCGGCGGCGGUGCGGAGGAAGGCUUGCUGCCGAGCCACGGGUGGCCGGGGACGCCUGGCGGCGGCGGCGGCGGCGGCCCCACCCCCACCCUGGAGUUGCCGCUAGUCGCCAGCAUGCUGGAUGCGUUGCUGCAGCUGCACGUGCAGGCGCACUCCCAGUGCGGUGGCGGCGGCGGCGGCGGCGGAGGUGGUGGCAACAGGUCGGGAGGAGACUGGCUUCAGGACGUGACAUCCGUACUGGCGGCGGUGUGUGACGUGUACGCGCUGGCUGGCGGUGGCAUGGACAUAGACGCGGAGGCGGAGGCGGACUUGUCGCCAGUGGCGGCGGCUGCUGCACCGGCCUCCGCGGCGGCCGACGGAGGCGGUGGCCUGGCAGCGGCGGCGGCGGCGGCAGCGGCGUUGCCGAUUAGUGCCAUGGCGUCGGCUACGGUGGCUGCCGCCGUUGGCGCCUCCGCGAUAGCCGCGGUGGCGACGGUGGAGUCGACGCGGCUUGGUGGCGUGGCGGGCCCAUCCGCCGCCGCCGCCGCCGGCGGCGGCUCAUCCCUGACAUGGGUUGACAGCGACGCCGCUGCCACAUCGCCCUUGACCUCUUCUCCGGGGCCCUCCGCGCCAAGGACACCGCAACCCGGAGGCAGCGGCGGCGCGGGCUGUAGCACCCCCGUCGAGCAAUUCUUGGACCUUGGAAACUGUGGCAGCGGCGAUGUUGCAGGGAGGGUCUUGUCGCAGGCCGACGGGGACGUCCCGUCAGAGCAACUGCUUCCCAAGGCCGCAGCUACAGCCGAUGGGCCGCCAGAAGAGGAUGAGGAAGAUGACGACCGGGCAUUUACGCCAGCAGCUACGCCGCAGCUGGCUGCGCCGCCGGCCGUCGCCGUCGCGGCCGCUGGCUCGGGACUCAAAGCCGGCGCAGCGAUCGCGACGCCAGCGGCGGCGUAUUACAAGCAGGCGCUGGACGAGCUGCUCAAGCCCUUAUCGUACGUGUACGACGAGGAUGAUUUCGAUGCCCCGGUGGUGUACGUGGACAGAGCGGAUAUGUUGGGCAGCUCUUUCGCCGGCCUGAUGGACGUGGAGGAGUGGCUGGACCACGAGGGAAUAUGUGUCAAAUUUGAAGACGAGGAGGCGUACGGAGAUGGUGUCCUCCGCGAGUGGCUUACCGAGAUCGCCUCCUCCGUGUUCGACCCCAACGCGGGGCUGUUCCGGCUGUGCGAGGGGGACGUGCGCGCGCUGCACCUCAGUGCCGCGGGCAGUCAGCAGGACGACCAGCUGGAGCUGCUGAGGUUCGCGGGGAGGAUCAUCGCCCUGUGUCUCACCUUCGUGGCCUCAUGCGGCCAGCUGGGGUCCGCGCACGAGGUGUCCCUGCUGCCGGGGGGCGCGGGCGAGGACGUGGCGGUCACCGCGGCUAACCGGCGGGACUACCUGCAGCGCCUGGUGCGGUUCUACUGCACCUGGGGGUGCAGCUCUCGACACGGGAAGGUGAUGGCGGCGACGGAGGAGGAGGAGCAGGCACAGGAGCAGGAGGACAAGACCCGUGGGGAGGCGGAGGCGGAGGCGGAGGGGGGGCCGGACGCGGAGGCGGAGGCGGAGGCGGGAGGGGGAGGCAGGAAGGGGGCCGGAGAUGGUGGCGGCGGCGGUGGCAGUGGCGCGGAGGAUUGGCAGGAGUACGAGCUGGAUGCGGUUACGGCUCUAGCCCAGGGUCUUGCCGAGUCGCUAUUCCGUAUGCCGGACGAGGAGGAGGACGACCGGGUGCAGCAGCUGGCCGCGCGGCUGCGGGGCAUCAGCGCAGCCGCCUUCAACAGCCGGCUGGGCGGGGAGGUGGGGGGCAUUGAUGUCGAGGCGUGGCGCAACCACAGCAGCGCACCCGCGUUCAAGAGUGACAGAGAGCAGGCCGUGCUCAAGGUGUUUUGGGAGGUGGUUUCGGAGCUCUCUGCGGAGGAGCAGCGGCGGCUGCUGCAGUUCUGGACGGGCCUCUCCCACCUGCCCGCGGGCGGCUUCAAGCACCUGAGCCAGCACCUGCAGCUGCUGCGGGUACCGCUGCUCCCGGACCGGGCCGCGAUGAGGCAGGCAGUGGUGGAGUCGCUCGCAAACCUGGGCGCCUUCUGGGACGAGUGA